Molecule: messenger RNA, 1239 nt
Organism: Saccoglossus kowalevskii
Lineage: Eukaryota; Metazoa; Hemichordata; Enteropneusta; Harrimaniidae
Biological process (GO): positive regulation of transcription by RNA polymerase II
Cellular component (GO): nucleus
Molecular function (GO): protein binding; transcription cis-regulatory region binding
Source: RefSeq, a predicted model, not a curated record
AUGAUCGAAUGUGCUGAUACUGGUCAUAGAGUUCCUGAGACCUUUGGAUCCGAGUUUCUGAACCCAGGAUGCUCUCCCCUGCAGUUGAUGGUGGAGUUUUUCAAUAAUACAGUAAAGAAACGCAAUAACGAAGGUUCUGAUGCAAUCUUUGGUCCAAAUGCAGUGAUUGGAUUUGGUCACAAGAAGAAUCUGACAGUCAAAGAAGUUAUCAAUGAAAUAGUUCACCUUGCUUGGGUGUUCCUUGGUCAUGGAGCUGAUCCCAAUGUGAGAGAUGAAAACAACAAAACACCUCUACAUGAUACUUUAAUAAACUGCAAUGACCUGUCCUUGGCCGAAGUGUUAUCUGAUAAUGGAGCUGAUGUUAAUGCCAAGGACUGCUUUGGUAAUACUCCAUUGCUAUCUGUAUGUACCUCAUUUCCACAUGGUAUGAAUAGCAUUGAAAAUCCUUACCAAGAAGUUCAUAGUCUUGAAAGCAAAGAUCAUGCUAUACCAUUUCUGUUGUCAAGACCACAAAUACAGAUAAAUGCUCAAAAUAAACAAGAUAGAACAGCACUGUUUGAAUGCAUGUCAAGGGGGGAUACUAGAAACGUGUUACGACUACUUGAAUGCAGGGCUGAUCCGGAUAUAUUUGGUUGGGUUAAUGAUUUAUCUGAGCAUGGCAGGCAUGUAUCACCAUUGUUUGUGUCUCUGAUGUCAUCUAGAGUUGUUUGUUCUACUACUCCAAUGAUGUCUAAUAAUUAUCAAUUUAUUGCUCACCUUGUUGACAGAGGGUAUUUCAGCACUGCUAAGACGUACAAUGAAUUACUGGACUACAUUGCAGAGUUUCCUGGCUGCAGCCAUCUUGGGAAAAUUGGACCAAGACUGAUCCAUUUGUUGUUUGGUGGUACAACCACCUCUUUACUCCAGUUAUGCACCAGGAAGUUAUUCCAGACGUGUUACAUGAGGAGUACUGACACGUUGAAUAGUAAAUUGUUCCCAAAUUCUGAUGAAUUAAAUCUGGAAUGUUAUGAUCACUAUGGUGAUUAUUAUGAAAGCUAUUUACUUGGAAUUCUGAAUAGAAGUCAGUUUGAAUUCCUGAUCGAUAUUUUACAUCUACCAAAAAAUGCUAUCCUCAAUUUUGAAAUUGAGCUUCUACGACAGAGACUAUUGAGUAAAUUUUUUCAACAUGAUUGGUUUGAUGAGAGAAGUAUUGGUUCCCAUAGCGACAGUGAAAAUGAGUCUGAUGGUGAAUACUGGUAA